Molecule: messenger RNA, 911 nt
Organism: Fusarium vanettenii 77-13-4
Lineage: Eukaryota; Fungi; Ascomycota; Sordariomycetes; Hypocreales; Nectriaceae
Exons: 3
Coding region: 34-726 (230 amino acids)
Biological process (GO): mitochondrial respirasome assembly
Cellular component (GO): mitochondrion
Source: RefSeq, a predicted model, not a curated record
CUUCCGCCAGCAAUUGCCUUCUUCCACGACACAAUGGCUGACGGUCCACCCUCUAUCCCGGGGCCUCUGCCCUCGUCCUUUGACAGCGACCAGGAUUUCUACAACGAGCGUCCGAUGCAGAAGGUCUUUCGCAAGAUCAAGGAGGAACCUUUGAUCCCGCUGGGAAUUGGUCUGACCAGUCUGGCCUUCGUCAACGCCUACCGAGCCCUCCGCCGAGGCGAUUCGAAGCAGGCGAACCGCAUGUUCCGAGCCCGAGUGGCAGCCCAGGGAUUCACCGUGAUCGCGAUGCUGGCGGGCAGCAUGUACUACCAGAAGGACCGCGAGAAGAGCAAGGAGCUGCGCCAACUCCAGGAGCAGCGGGACGCCGAGGAGAAGCGCCUCAAGUGGAUCAGGGAGCUCGAAGCCCGAGACGACGAGGAGAAGGCCAUGAAAGCUCGUCUGGAGCAGAGGAGACAGCUGGUGCAGGCUCAGAGGGCCGAGGAGGCGGAGGCUGCGGCGGCGGCGGCGGCGACCACAGAGGAGAAGCCCGAGGCGACGUCCGGCGGAGCCGGGGGCAUCCUCAGCCGGAUCGGCCUGUGGCCUCAGGGCGAGAAAAAGGAGGAAGAGAAGAAGGUUGCCGAGGAACUUGUGGAGGAAACUGCAGGCGACAAGUCGGGAAAAAAGAAGAAUCCAAAGAGCUCUCUUGGUGAUCUCGGUGAGAUCAUCUCGUCCCAGAAGAAGGACUAACUCAACAACAACGGCACCCACAAAAAAAAAAGCUGGAGCCGGAGCGGAGCCUUGUACAAUCACUUUGAAGCAUACUAUGUACGAUAGCGGAUGGGCGGUGCCUUUGAGCGCAGCAUGGCUCUACUCUUAGAACGGUGUUAAUGAUGGAUAACGUCAUGAAGCUGAUGAUGUCGGAGGCGCCGGUC